Danio rerio (zebrafish) is the source of this 1296-nucleotide messenger RNA. Gene Ontology annotation, biological process: chromatin remodeling. The record is from RefSeq and is marked validated. Gene Ontology annotation, molecular function: NAD+ binding. NCBI's taxonomy places the organism in Eukaryota, Metazoa, Chordata, Actinopteri, Cypriniformes, Danionidae.
GCGGGAACGCUGGUCUUGUACAGAUUCAAACAUGACAUUUAUCUAGCGUUAGAUGUCGCCUACAUUUUCCUUUAACUGACGGUUUGCUGUGGUGAGGGAUUUCAUCGGUGCCCUUUGCUCGUUUUGACGGUCUUCCCUUCAUCCCUAGUCGGGUAAACAAAUACAGGUGUCGUGAUGAGCAAGGCGAGGUUGAGCAGAGACAGAAGAGCGGCAUCGGUGGGGGUCUCCAGAGUCACCCGCAGCUCCAUGAUGAGCCCUCAGGACUGUGAGCGCAGCAGAGCUCCAGACCCCGGCCUGCUGGACGAGCUCAGCCUCAUGAGUGUCAGUGAACAGCAGGCCUCAGCCACACGGAAAGGUAGUAGUAAACCUGCUCUGUCCUCACCCUCUGGACGCUCAGUAUCGCGCGGGGCUUUGGAAACCAUCGGCAGGCUGAUGAAGCUUGGUCGAGUGCGAAACAUUGUGGUAGUUGCUGGAGCAGGAAUCAGCACAGCCAGCGGGAUCCCAGACUUCAGGACUCCAGGAACGGGUCUCUACGCAAACCUAGCAAAGUACGACAUCCCUUACCCAGAGGCUGUCUUUAACAUCGACUACUUUUCUGACAACCCUCAUCCCUUCUUCUCACUGGCUAAAGAGCUUUAUCCUGGACACCACCGGCCCAACUACGUCCACUACUUCAUCCGCAUGCUGCAUCAGAAAGGCCUGCUGCUCCGCAUGUACACCCAGAACAUCGACGGCCUCGAAAAACUUUGCGGUAUCCCUGAUGACAAACUUGUGGAGGCUCAUGGGAGUUUUGCCACCGCUGCCUGUCACCUCUGCUAUACUCCUUAUCCUGCAGAGGAAGCCAAGCAAGCUAUAAUGAACGGGAGUGUUCCCAUCUGCACAUUCUGUGCUGGGGCCGUCAAACCUAAUGUUGUGUUCUUUGGAGAAGAUCUGCCGGAAAAAUACUUCCAACAUGCUGAAGAUUUCCCAAAAGCAGAUCUUCUCAUGAUCAUGGGCACUUCUUUAAAGGUUGGUUUAAUUGAGCCCUUUGCCAGCCUGAUAAACACCGUGAAGUCCACAGUUCCUCGUCUCCUGCUGAACCGUGAUGCAGUCGGGCCCUUUGAACGGAGGCCCCUGAGAAGAGCCGACUACAUGGAGCUGGGAGAUCUGUCCGAAUCUGUACGCAAACUGGCAGAGAUCCUUGGAUGGCACACAGAGAUCCAGACCCUGAUGAACAGCCAUGAGAACGGUCUUUAUUCAUACAUCAGCAGCAGUGGUGAGAACAGCGGAGACUCUGAGACGGACAGCAUGCACUAA